Molecule: messenger RNA, 3460 nt
Organism: Xiphophorus couchianus (Monterrey platyfish)
Lineage: Eukaryota; Metazoa; Chordata; Actinopteri; Cyprinodontiformes; Poeciliidae
Gene: supv3l1
Product: SUV3-like helicase
Exons: 16
Coding region: 1-2322 (773 amino acids)
Biological process (GO): mitochondrial RNA 3'-end processing
Cellular component (GO): mitochondrial degradosome
Molecular function (GO): ATP binding; hydrolase activity, acting on acid anhydrides; RNA helicase activity
Source: RefSeq, a predicted model, not a curated record
AUGUCAGCGAACCGCACCGUGUACUUUGUGUUUUCUCGGCUUCAAUGCAUCUUCAACACCCGGACUGCUCACACCACCGCAGGCGGCUGCAGAGUGAUUUCUGGUUCUAGGCUGUUGCUCCAGCACUCGCUGCCUGGUUCCGCGGCUUGCUGCAGAAAUGUUUCCUCUAAAAGCGUCCCCCCCAAGGCUCCGGACACCUCGCUGUUUGUCCCCGUCUCGCUGAAGACAGACAACCCGGCUGAUGGGACCGUGGGAGCAGAACUGACGCAACCGCUGGACAAAAAUGAGCUGCUGAAAGUCUUGAACAAGUUUUACAAAAGAAAAGAGAUGCAAAAGUUGGCAGCAGACCACGGCCUGGAUGCUCGUCUGUUCCACCAAGCCUUCAUCAGCUUCAGGAAGUACGUUCUGGAGAUGACGGCCCUCCCUGCUGAUCUGCACAUCAUCCUCAGCGACAUCUGCUGCAACGCAGGUCAUAUCGAUGACAUCUACCCAUACUUUAUGCGUCAUGCCAAACAAAUCUUCCCCAUGCUGGACUGCAUGGAUGACCUGAGAAAGAUAUCCGACCUCAGAGUCCCAGCAAACUGGUACCCUGAGGCCCGAGCCAUCCAGAGGAAGGUGAUCUUUCACUCUGGACCCACUAACAGCGGGAAAACCUACCAUGCCAUCCAGCGCUACCUGGCGGCUAAGUCUGGGGUCUACUGUGGUCCCCUGAAACUUCUCGCCCACGAAAUCUUUGAGAAGAGCAACGGCGCUGGUGUACCGUGUGACCUGGUUACCGGGGAGGAGCGGACUUUCGUAGACCCAGAGGGCCGAGCAGCUGGACAUGUGGCGUGCACCAUCGAGAUGUGCAGCGUCAACACACCCUAUGAGGUGGCUGUAAUCGAUGAAAUUCAGAUGAUCAGAGAUCCCUCCAGAGGCUGGGCGUGGACCAGAGCUCUACUCGGUUUGUGUGCCGAGGAGAUCCACGUGUGUGGAGAAGCAGCAGCUGUGGACUUCAUCCGGGAGUUGAUGUUUACCACCGGAGAGGAGGUGGAGGUCCACACCUACAAACGCCUGACUCCGUUCUCAGUCCUGGAUCACGCUGUGGAGACGUUGGACAACCUGAGACCAGGAGACUGCAUCGUGUGCUUCAGUAAAAACGACAUCUACUCUUUAAACCGACAGAUCGAGGCCAGAGGGCAGGAAUGUGCCGUAAUUUAUGGUAGUUUACCUCCAGGCACUAAACUGUCGCAGGCCAAGAAGUUCAAUGACCCCGACGACCCCUGCAAGAUCCUGGUUGCUACAGAUGCUAUCGGCAUGGGCCUCAACCUGAGUAUAAGACGUAUCAUCUUUAACUCCCUGGUGAAGCCCAACAUUAAUGAGAAAGGAGAGAAGCAGAUGGAGACCAUCAGCACAUCGCAGGCGCUGCAGAUUGCAGGUCGAGCAGGGAGAUUUUCCUCCGUAUUUAAAGAGGGAGAGGUCACGACCAUGCACCGAGACGACCUGCCUGUCCUGAAGGAAAUCCUCAGCCAUUCUGUUGAUCCCAUAGAGACUGCAGGUCUCCAUCCCACUGCAGAGCAGAUAGAAAUGUUUGCCUAUCAGCUCCCUGAUGCUACACUCUCCAACCUUGUAGACAUAUUCGUGAGCCUCUCUCAGGUGGACGGUCUGUAUUUUGUUUGCAACAUCGACGACUUCAAGUUUCUGGCUGACAUGAUUCAACAUAUUCCUCUCAACCUGAGGUCGCGCUACGUCUUCUGCACUGCGCCCAUUAAUAAAAAGCAGCCGUUUGUCUGCACGUCCUUCUUAAAGUUUGCGCGUCAGUUUAGUCGAGACGAGCCUUUGACGUUUGAUUGGGUCCGCCGCCACAUCGGCUGGCCUCUGGCUGCACCCAGAAACAUCAAGGACCUGGUCCACCUAGAAGCUGUGCAUGACGUUCUGGAUCUGUACCUCUGGUUAAGCUACCGUUUCAUGGAUAUGUUUCCAGACACGGCCGCCAUCCGGGGAAUCCAGCAGGAACUGGACAACAUCAUCCAGCAGGGCGUCCGAAACAUCACCCGUCUGAUCCGAGCCAGUGACCCGAACCUCAGCGACCCGCCGGAGCAAAACGCUGCAGCUGCUGCCGGCAGCAGAAGCAGAAGCAGAGGUCAGAGAAGCUCGACAGGGACGAUGGAGAAAUCUCUGGCGAGCCGCCUGGUGAAAGACGGACUGUUGACUCCUGAUCUGCUCAAACAGCUGCAGAGGGAGUGGUCGAAGAGCCUGAGGCAGGAAGGCGGGGGUCAAAGUUUACUCGGUGAAGAGCUUAAUAACAAGAGCAUCAAAGGGAAAAGAAAGAACAAGAAAUAAAAGACUCAGAACUGUUAAAAGUUAGCGGUUGCUAAUCAUGAAUUACUGCUAAUGGAGAUGAAAAUAUGGCAGUUCCAAGUUUUUUUUCCAAGAAAAAUACCUGCAAAACCAGACUUCAUUCCCAGAUUAAUUUGUUCUUUAUUUCCUUCUUUCUUUCCGUACUUUAUUUUCUUCUAUCUGUCGUUGAUAGAACUUUUCGUUCAUUUCCGUCUUUCCUUUCAUGUCGUCCUUUCAUUUUGUUUCUUUGUGUCAUUUGGACUUGCACUGCAAAAACAUACUAGAUGAAGUAUUUUGGUCUAGUUUCCAGUGCAAAUAUCUCAGUAGACUUGAAAAAAGACAAAACUAACUUACAAGUGACUUUUCAGCAAGAAAUAGAGGCUUGUUUUAAGUAAAUAAUUCCUUAUUAUUGAUGAAAAAGUUUUAGUUUCAUUGGCAGAUUAUUUGACAAGAAAUUUUUCCUUGUUAUAUGUUAUCUGCCAACAGAUAUGUAUUUAUUUUUAUAAAGCCUCUAUAUCUUGCUGAAAACAUACUUUUAAGUUAGUUUGUCUUAUUUUAAGUGUGCUCAGUCAUUAGCUUUAGAAACUAGACAAAAGAUACUUGGUUAGAUUUUGUUUUUGAAGUGCAAGUAGAACUGGGAAUUCUGGGAAGUUGAGUCUGGAAAACGCUGGGAUUUAUACAUUAACGAUAUGUGGGAACUCUGAAUCAGGACUGACUGUGGAUGGACACAACAGCAGGUUUUGCUUCUGGACAUUUGUACCGGGUCAAGAGUCGUGGAUAUUUAUGGGCUGUUGAAUAUUUCCACAGUAUUUGUUCGCUUAAUAUUCGCUACAAAUGGGUGAACUCAAAUAACUCCUGUUAACUCCCAGCUGCUGAGUUAAUUUUGCAACCUGAAUACCCUAAAAUCCCAGAAAACAAACUUUCCUGUGUAGCUAAGGAAGGAUUUUGUUGGAAAGCGAGAAAUCAGUGGCAUAAAAGUUGUUACCUUUGAUAUGUGAAUUUCCCCGUUUGGUUUAUUCAUCACUGCAGAUUGGUUUGAGCUAAAAUAAUGAGACUUUGUUUCAUUGUAAAGGUGAAAUUCAGUAUUUUUCAUGUCUGUACAUAUAAGCAGAUAUUUGCCAAUAAAAAUAUUUUUAAAAUA